Messenger RNA from Panicum virgatum (switchgrass), 1549 nucleotides. RefSeq names its product transcription repressor OFP1-like. Gene Ontology annotation, biological process: negative regulation of DNA-templated transcription. The record is from RefSeq and is a predicted model, not a curated record. Bases 118 to 1125 code for a protein of 335 amino acids. Lineage: Eukaryota; Viridiplantae; Streptophyta; Magnoliopsida; Poales; Poaceae. The transcript has a single exon.
CCGCCAAAACCUCCCGUUUAAAAAGCCCCUGCCCCUCAAGCUCUCCUCAGUUCUCACUCUCCAUCUCCAGCCUCCGAGCUCACAAACGCAGCUCGACAGGAAACCGGUGGCUCAGCCAUGAGGUGGGGGCUUAGAAGCAGUAAGCAACAGCAGCGGGAGGCUCUGCCACCAGUAGAACAAGAGCGGCGGCGAGAGGGCAAGGGGAAGAGCAAGGCGAUCUUCUCGUCCUUCUCGCCCUUGGCGUGGCUCUCGAAGCUGACGGCCAAGAACGGCGCGGCCGCUGCUAGGCCCGGGCAUGCGACGCCCACGGCGAAGACCGCCGCUCAGGCCGCCACCGCGUUCCCGUCGUGCUUCCACAUGCCCACGAGCCCCAGCCCCGCGUCGGCGUCGCGGAGCAGCCCGGCUGAUUCGUCAUCGUCCGCUGCCGAGGCAGCUCCUGACAUCGUCCCGCGCCGCGACGACACCGGGGCCACGGCGGCGGAGAUCGCCCCGCGUCGCCGCUCGGUGGGCAACGACGACACUGGGUCCGAGGCCGCGGCCGCGCGGCAGCUGUACCGCCGGCGCCACUACUCGGUCGGCGGCGACAGCGACCUCCCGCCGCUCGGCCACCUCGUCUCCCUCUCCCGCCCCGCCUCCCCGAAGGCGCUGCCCACGCCGACGCCGGCGCCGGUGCGGACGCUGACGCCGGUGCUGCCGCCGCUGCCGUCCGACACGGACCAGGAGAAGCGGCCGCGGAGCCGCCGGCGCCGGCACCGCCGCGUGGUGAGCGGGAGGAGGUCGUUCUCCUCCGCGAGGGCCCCCGGGGCGCGCCUGGCGCCGGCGGUGCGCGUGCGCUCCCCUCGGCCGAGCAGCGCCGCGGCGGCGGUGUCGGAGCUGGAGCUGUUCGCGGUGGUGCGGCGGACGCGGGACCCGCAGCGCGAGUUCCGGGCGUCGAUGGUGGAGAUGAUCGCGAGCAAGCGCAUGGUGGGGCGGCCCGAGGAGCUGGAGACGCUGCUGGCGUGCUACCUGUCGCUCAACGCCGACGAGCACCACGACUGCAUCGUCAAGGUCUUCCGCCAGGUCUGGUUCGAGCUCAACAAUGCCACCUCCCGUGCCGCCGCCGCCGCCCCGCCGCCGCGCACCUGACUACCUGAGCCUGCCCAGCGGCCUACCACAACAGGCACGCCCAUGCAGCAGGAUCAUGAAGCAGCAGCUCGAGAUCGGCAGGCAGCCCCCGCGGGUGUCGGCAUCCAUCAUGGCGUGUCCGGAGCCGACGUGGACGCUGAUUUCCACGCAUUUUUUAAGGCGUACGUGCCGACGUGGCCUUUUCACGCGUGGCUGGGGAAAGCUGAGGGGCGUGGUACCGUGCCGCGCUCGCUUUUGAGGCGGCCUUCUUGUUUGCGAGACUUGCGCUGCGCGCGCUGGCCGACGGAACUGUUGUACCUGUACUAUGCAUGUGCUACUGUGAAAAACUACUGCUCAAGAAGAACUGUUUCUCGAGUGAUGUGUGUUUGGCUGUUUGCCAGCCCAGCUUCAGGGUCAGUUAAAUGCAAGGAAGGGACAAAAAAAA